AUGAGCGGCGGUGGCGACGACGCCACCGAGGUGGCAAUGUUGCUCGCAGCGGCGAGCGAGAUCCAGCAGCGACGGGAGAAGGUGGCGGAGGAGAAGCCGUCGCGGCUGCAGCCGACGUCCAAGAAGCGGCCGACCGCGCCGCGGACGGCUCCGCCAGAGCACGUCUCGGCGGCCGCCAUGGCCUCCGCCGAGAAGAAGCGCAAGGCGAUGUGCUGGUCGGCACAGGCUCGCGUGCAGACGCGGCGCGGCUCGGUGGCGGACUCGCUGCUCGAGAAGCUCAACCUCGCGCCGCCCAUGCACCCGACGAUGAACUCGAUGAAGCACCUUCUCGAGUUCGAG
Prorocentrum cordatum is the source of this 339-nucleotide messenger RNA. Lineage: Eukaryota; Dinophyceae; Prorocentrales; Prorocentraceae. The record is from the annotation of a GenBank genome assembly.